CGUCCACAUUUACGACAUUAACCGGAUGUGCAUACAGACCAGUUUGCGGUCAGGGGAAGACACAAGUUUAAAUCUAAUGGUGAAGUUAAGAGACGUUCAGAACAUGUUUUGGGGUGUGACUCUAGAUGGCGGUAAACGCUACACACAGACUGUGGAGCGCUCCUUCCACAUUUCAAUGGCAGCCUUGGAGUCUGGUACAGAUACCCCCAAAACAAAGGAGAAACAUGUAGCUGUGAUGAUCCAGCAUGAGAAGGCAGAGUUUGUUAUGUGCACAUUGGAGUUUGGCCGCCUCUACCAACAACCGCUGGACCUGAACUUCACUGAGGGCGAGGAGGUGACAUUCUUCCUCAAUGGUACAGGUAUUGUGCAUCUCACUGGCUACUUGCUGGAUGAGGGGCAGUACAACGACGAGAUGGGGUUCAGCGGAGAUUCCUCGGAGUCGGAUGACGAGGCACCUGAGCUGCUGGGUAUGGCGGAAGAAGACAGUGAUGACGACAGUGAUGACAGUGAUGAUGAAGAUUUUGCUAUAGAGAUGGCCUUGAAGAAAGAUGCAAAGAAAAGAAAAGCCAAAGACACUGGAGUUGUCCAAAAGAAGAAAUCUAAAUUGCUAAGCAUGAAUGAUGACAGUGAAGAUCUUGAUUCUGAUGACAGUGAUGAUGAUGAAGAGUUGAUGAUGGGAGCAGACAUGGAAGAUGACAGUAUGGAAGAAGAAGAUGACGAGGAAGAAGAUGAUGAAUCAGAGGAAGCGGAGGAGGACCAACAAGUGCCAGCUAAAUCACCCAAAGCCAAGAAACAAGAGAAAGAGAAGCAACCUACCAAGCAGACAUCUGCAGACAGUGCCUCAAAACAAAAGAGUGCUGGACAAAAUGGUGUAGCAAAUACUCCAGGCACCGAAGAGAAGAAAAAGAAGAAAAAGAAGAAGAAGAAAAACAAAAACAAGGAGGGAGCAGAAUCACAACAGAAUACUCCUGAGAAAUCAUCAGCCACUAAGCUCACAAAAGACACACCCAAGUCAACACCAAAUCAACCCAAAAAAGACACUCCAAAGCCCUCAGCCAGUCAGACCCCUAAACAGACACCGAAGAAGCGAGUGGUUUCUGGUGGUGUGAUUGUUGAAGAUAUCAAGGUGGGACAUGGUCCAGAAGCCAAGUCCGGGAAACAGGCCCAGAUGUAUUAUGUUGGAACGCUACAAGACGGCAAACAGUUCGACUCGUGUAAAGGUGGAAAGCCGUUCAAGUUCAAACUAGGCAAGGGUGAAGUGAUACACGGCUGGGAUGUUGGAGUCAGUGGUAUGAAGGUUGGAGGCAAGAGGAAACUAGUAAUACCUCCAACAAUGGGAUACGGGAAGCAGCGGCAGGGACCUAUUCCACCAAACAGCACCUUGGUCUUUGAAGUGGAGCUGAAAGCUGUCAGCUAAUAUUUUUAAUAAAACACAAAGAAAAUACA
Messenger RNA from Haliotis rubra (blacklip abalone), 1446 nucleotides. Its product is annotated as 46 kDa FK506-binding nuclear protein-like. Bases 26 to 1417 code for a protein of 463 amino acids. The record is from RefSeq and is a predicted model, not a curated record. Gene Ontology annotation, molecular function: macrolide binding; peptidyl-prolyl cis-trans isomerase activity. Gene Ontology annotation, cellular component: chromatin; nucleolus. The transcript is spliced from 13 exons. Lineage: Eukaryota; Metazoa; Mollusca; Gastropoda; Lepetellida; Haliotidae.